Phyllopteryx taeniolatus (common seadragon) is the source of this 3709-nucleotide messenger RNA. Its product is annotated as serine/threonine-protein phosphatase 1 regulatory subunit 10-like. NCBI's taxonomy places the organism in Eukaryota, Metazoa, Chordata, Actinopteri, Syngnathiformes, Syngnathidae. Gene Ontology annotation, cellular component: nucleus. The transcript is spliced from 18 exons. Gene Ontology annotation, molecular function: metal ion binding. The coding region runs from base 339 to 2723 and encodes 794 amino acids. The record is from RefSeq and is a predicted model, not a curated record.
CAAAACAUUCGCGCAUAUAUUUGUCGUUAUUGAAGGUGAAACCACCCCAGCCUUUACACACAAAUCAACGCAUGAGGUUGAUUACGCUGAAGGGGCGAAUUUUAACUUCGAGUUUCAACUAAGAUGGUUUUUUUUCCCCCUUUCUUGUGUAUUUUUGCAGGUUUCAAUUCGUUUUCCUGAAGAUUCAGCCGUCGAGGACUUCGACCAACUACUCAAAUUGAUGUUUUUUUUUUCUUCAAGUAAUGGACAUCUGAUUACUAUUUUUGCCUCCAGUUCUUGAAGGAAAAGGCUAGCCUUUAGCUACCAAAGCCCCACCCAUUAGAAAUUUUGAAGCAGAAAUGGAGGGGGUGCCGGUGGACCCCAGAGAGAUUUUGAAGGGAGUGGAGGUUCUUCUAGGGAAGGAUGGAGGACUCUGUAGCUUGGAGGGAGUCCCAAAGAUGUUCAGCUUAAUGAAAGCAUCUGCCAAGAUGGUCAGUCGGUGUAUGUACUUGAACAUCCUUCUUCAUACAAAAUCUCAUGAUGUUCUCAACAGGUUCAUUAGAGUUGGUGGAUACAGACUGCUGAACUCAUGGCUCACCUACUCCAAAACCACCAACAAUUCUCCUCUGCUGCAGCUUAUUCUGCUCACUCUCCAGAAGUUGCCACUCAAGGUGGACCAUCUCAAACAGAACAACACAGCGAAGUUGGUAAAGCAGCUAUGCAAAGGUGCAGACACAGAAGAAUUGAGGAAGUUGGCAUCUGUUCUUGUCGAUGGCUGGAUGGCCACAAUUCGCUCCCAGAGUGUAUCAAGCAAUGCCAACAGUCCUGCCGAUAAGAAGAAGAAGAAAGAAGAUGGGAAGGUCCCACUCAAAGAGGUGAAAGACAAGAGUGGAGAGGAGGAGAAGAAGAAAGACAAGGCCAAAGCUCAUGCACCGAGUCAUGCAAAAAUUCGUUCCAUAGGUCUAGAGAUGGACACUCCGAACCCUGCCCCCACAAAGAAGACUCCGGCUGCUCCUCAGCUCGGUGACAAGUACAAUAUCAAGCCUCCAGUCCUCAAGAGGUUAAGUUCUGGUCAGUUUGAUAAUCCUCCAUUGGAGAAGAAAUACAAACCUCUAAACAUGCCAUCUAACUCUACCAAAGAAAUAAAAGUCAAGAUCAUUCCAGCGCAACCCAUGGAGUGCACAGGGUUCCUAGAUGCGCUCAACUCUGCUCCGGUGCCUGGUAUCAAGAUCAAGAAAAAGAAGGCUGCUGCUGGUUCACCAUCUAAUGCCAAGGCUGUAUCCCCGACCUCGAACAAGACAAAUCCAUUUGAUGGUAAACCAUCUACGUAUUCCUCAUCUUCUGCCAAACCAACAUCUCCGGAGACUGUUUCUUCAAGUACUAUUGAUGAAAACCAGGAGCCGGAGCGGCCUGGGACCCCCGUGCCCUCUGAAGACCCAGACUCCAUGGACACUGGAGACAAGCCUAAUGCUCUGUCAGAGCCUCGUGGAGAAGAAGACUUAACAAAGAAGGGCAAGAAAAAAAAGACUGUUCACUGGGCUCAGGAAGAUAACCUCAAACAUUACUUCUACUUUGACCUCGAUGAGACAGAGAGAGUCAAUGUCAAUAAGAUCAAGGACUUUGGUGAGGCGGCCAAACGGGAAUUGAUGAUGGACAGACAGACAUUUGAGAUGGCCCGACGGCUUUCCCACGACACUAUGGAGGAGAGGGUCCCCUGGACACUCCCCAGGCCACUGACAUUGCCUGGCAGUCUGGUCAUUCCUGGGUCCAACAGCACAGAAAAGCUCGCCCAGCGGGACCGUGAGAUGGGCAUCUUACAGGAGAUCUUUCUCAGUAAAGAGAGUGUUCCUGACAGUCCACAUGAACCAGACCCAGAGCCUUAUGAACCUAUGCCCCCUCGACUCAUUCCCCUAGAUGAGGACUCGUCAAUACCAGACGAUGGCUACUCGGAGCCCAUGGACACAUCUCACCAGGUUCCCGCACUGGCUCAAAACGAGGGCUCCAAGCUGCCACCGGUCCUUGCUAACUUGAUGGGCAACCUUAACAACAAUUCACGUAGCCCCCAGACCACAAACACUGUCAACAAUCCCGUCACGCCAGCUGUCAACGUACAGGAGCUGCUUUCGUCUAUUAUGGGUGCUUCUGGUAACCAGUCUACUGAAGACCUCAUCAAGCAGCCUGACUUCUCUGAUAAGAUUAAACAACUUCUGGGUUCCCUGCAACAGACACAAAACCAGAACCAGGGACCAACACCAGUCAACCCAGGUUUGCUGGGUCAUGUUCCCAUGAACAACAUGCACAUGCAGAUGCCCAUGAACAGCGGCUUCCCACCAAACAUGCCUCCAGGUGGCCCCCGCUUCAACCACCCUCCACCCCCUCACGGUCACGGGCCGCCUUUCAACGCUGGUGGAGGCCCGCGCAUGAUGGGACCCCCACCGGGACAGGGCCGCGGGGAUAACGGAAACUACUGGGGAGACGACUCCAUGAGAGGAGGGCCCCACCGAGGAGGCCAUUUCCACCGGGGAGGAAGAAGCCGAGGAGGAGAGCCGGGUUUCCGGGGCCGAGGACGAGGGGGUCCACGAGGAGGACACAACAUGAAUGACAUGUCCAUGCGGCCUGUUUGUCGCCACUUCAUGAUGAAGGGAAACUGCAGGUACGAGAGCAACUGCGCUUUUUACCACCCCGGUGUAAAUGGACCUCCAUUCCCCCCGAACCACCCUGCAAACAACCAGCAUGGACACUAAGUGGCAGUGCAGUGCCUUCAUAGUUGCUGAAGACAACUGUGCAAUCUUUGCCACAUGCUACAUUUCCUUUUCAUCAAACCACUGCAGAGUGAUUGUACAAGUGAAGGACUCCAAUUCUGUGAGAUGAUCACCAAUGGCACUGUUUUUAACUCAUUCACUGCCAGCCUUCCCAGUUAACAUGGAUAUUUGACUUCUAAAGCCGUCAAUGGCAGUGAAUGUGUUAACAGUUAAAACCUUCACCAGUUGUUGCCACUAUGGCUGCCUGCUUGAACAUAAUGGAAGUCACAAAGAAGAAGAAAGCUUGCCACAUACUUUCCCUCUUUUCCAGUUUACUAAUAUUGCCUUUCAGCAGUGUUGUUUCCUUCUUGCCGGAUUCUUUGGUUGCACAAAAGAAAAGGUAAAUCAAAUGACACCACAAAUGACUAUGAUUGCGCUUGAACAACUAGAUUUAAAUGACCCUUUAUCAUGAUCAAGAUUAACUGAUACAAGGAAGCCUCCCCCCCUUCCCUCACAGCAGCUGCUAAGUGAAUGUGCUAAAAAUUAGGACCCUGUGCGUGCUACCUUUUUUUUAAAAAAAAAAAAAGAAAAAAAAACUUUUUGUCUCCACUUUGUGGCUGGUCCGCUCAUUUUUUUCAGCAAGCAAUUAUGGAUUAUGACGAGUCUGCCGGUUACAGCAAAUGACUUAUGAACUCUCCAUCUGAACCCUCUGAGAAGGGUUUGAACGUCAGUAUUAUGUUGAAGCUUUCUGCAGGUCAGCUAUAUAGUGCGUGUUUUCUGUGAAAACAAUGACCUUUAUGUCUCUUGUGGGACUUUUUUUUCCUCCAUGUUUUCUUUUGAUAAAAUGUUGAGAACAGGUUCCCUUUUUUAUGAUGGGUUCAUUGACUCAAUUGUUUGUACUGUAUGGUUGUGUACAAUACAUGUUCAUACGGUCAUAUUUUUCAGUUGAAUUAUUUUCUACACUGUAUUAAAUGAAUGUUAAAAUAUAA